AUCAGGAAGAUGCUGCGCAUCCAGAAGGAGCAUCGCGUGGACUUCCCGCGCUCCAAGAACCUGACGGGCGAGUGCAAGGACCUCAUCUACCGCAUGCUCCAGCCCGACGUCAACCGGCGGCUGCACAUCCACAAGAUCCUCAGCCACUCGUGGCUGCAGCCCCCUGAGCCCAAGGCCAUGUCUUCUGCCUCCUUCAAGAGGGAGGGGGAGGGCAAGUACCAGGCCGAGUACGAGCUGGACACCCGCCCAGGCUCGAGGCCCGACCACCGGCCUGAGCACAAGCUGGGGGCCAAAACCUAGCACCGACUGCUGGUGGUGCCGGAGAACGAGGACAGGAUGGAGGACCGGCUGGCCGAGACCUCCAGGGCCAAAGACCAUCACAUCUCCGGAGCUGAGGUGGGGAAAGC
Propithecus coquereli (Coquerel's sifaka) is the source of this 407-nucleotide messenger RNA. RefSeq names its product testis-specific serine/threonine-protein kinase 2-like. Lineage: Eukaryota; Metazoa; Chordata; Mammalia; Primates; Indriidae. Bases 10 to 300 code for a protein of 96 amino acids. The record is from RefSeq and is a predicted model, not a curated record. The transcript has a single exon.